Polistes dominula (European paper wasp) is the source of this 787-nucleotide messenger RNA. It is a transcript of the gene MEP-1, whose product is annotated as zinc finger protein MEP-1. The record is from RefSeq and is a predicted model, not a curated record. Gene Ontology annotation, biological process: positive regulation of transcription by RNA polymerase II. Lineage: Eukaryota; Metazoa; Arthropoda; Insecta; Hymenoptera; Vespidae. Gene Ontology annotation, cellular component: nucleus.
CACGUGAUAGCGGUAGCCAUCUUGGCAGUUUUAGACGACGGAGGUAAGAAAGAUCCAUGACGUCGAAGCCAAAUAAACAUCAAAUAUAUGUGAAUAAUAUCGAUACAAUAAAGGUGUGUGAGAAGUGUAAAACGAGUCUUAAGCGUGUCCGACAUUUGUCAGUGUAUCAAACAGUCAGUGAAUUUAAAUAGCGCGGCAUUUCAAAUGCGUGUGUGUUUCGAUUAUCGGUCCUCUUUGGGGGGAUAAUCGCGAUCAGACGUCGACCACCACGGCAGCUGUUCGACAAGCUAAAGGCAGCCCUUAUAAAGAAAUGGCGGGAUCAAUCUAAAUCCCUUCCUUUAGAAACAACUGUAUCAGCAAUCCAAUUUCUUUUCUUUUAAAGCGAGAUCGACGGAUCUACAGCCGUGGCCCCAUGGACGGGAUAUUGGAAGAACCUCCUGUUAAGGACUCCUCUCAGAGCAAUUCUGACAAAGUGUCAAAAGACAUGGUCAUUCCCAACGGUAUCAAUGGAAAAUAUGCUACAGAGAAAGAAGACUAUCAAGACUCUGAUGGUUGCUCAUUCAAAAUUUCAUCCAACGAGACUGUUAGUAAAGGAAACGAAGAGAUGGAGAUGGAUGUGGAGGUGGAGGGAGAGGGUCAUGGGAACGGGAAUGAAACUGGGGAUGGGGAUGGGAAUGGGAAUGGGGAUGAGGAUGGGAAUGGGGAUGAGGAUGGAGAUGGUGAUGAGAUAGAGAUGAGGAUGGAGAUGGGGAUGGGGAUGGGGAUGGGGAUGGGGAUGGGGAUGUAG